This is a messenger RNA of Eucalyptus grandis, 1748 nucleotides long. Its product is annotated as kinase-interacting family protein. The record is from RefSeq and is a predicted model, not a curated record. Gene Ontology annotation, molecular function: actin binding. NCBI's taxonomy places the organism in Eukaryota, Viridiplantae, Streptophyta, Magnoliopsida, Myrtales, Myrtaceae. The transcript is spliced from 3 exons. Bases 257 to 1474 code for a protein of 405 amino acids.
CCUCUCUCUCGCUGAUGCGUCUGUUGAUUUGCUGCGUCUCCCCUCUCCGUGAUUUUACCUUUCGAAACAAGGCUUUGAAAAUGAAAAGCAGCAGCCCUGUCCGGGUCUGACAAAAAGCCGUGUGACUCAGCCUUAUUCUCCGAAACCUCCAGUCUCUAAAGGAUUUUCAUCCUCCUCCUCCUCCUUCCAUUCUCUCUCUCCCUCCCUCUCUUCUCUUCUUUUCCCCUCCCUCGCUCGUUCGCAAGCCCCGGAGAACAUGUCCUCGACGCUCUAUCAACAGCGGACUUCACUACCGGAUUUGAAUAGGGUGGGUCCUUACGGCGUCCAGCAGAGAGAGAUGAUGAAGAAGCUGGAGAAGAAAGAGGAGAGAGAAAGAGAGGAAGGCGUUGGUAUCUCCUCUGCUAAUUCCAAGACGCCGAUGCAGUCGCCUCCUCCUCCUUCGUUGCCCUCAAGAAGCUCCACCAACAUGGCCCCCACCCCCACGCCUUCGUGGCUCCUCUCUUCCAUUGCAGAUCUAGAUGAAAAACUGAAAGCCGCACUGGGGAACCCGGAUGAGGAUGGAGGUGGCGAUACACUCGCCAAACGCGCCGAAUCCUACUACCAGAAGCGCCCUCAGCUCAUCGCUUUGCUUCAGGAUCUGUACAAGUCCUAUCUCUACCUAUCCGAUCGUUACAUCCAAGCCCUCUCCAAAAGCAAGAAUCACACUCACACCCGACAGUCCUCACAUGUCUCCAGUCUAACCGACCACGACUACUCUGAGCACGACAAGGAAGAGGACUGCUGGACGAUCCAGAUCGAUUCCUCGGAUGCUGAGAGCUCGCUCUCGUACCAGAAUCCCCUUCCUCUCGCCAAUCUUGGCAAUGUAGGGAGUCUCGACGCCUUUAUAGCCGACCUUGUGAUCAAGAAUGUGGAGUGUGACAUCCUCCUGAAUGAGGUCUCCAUCUCCGAGCAACAAUGCACCGACUCGUCGAGGAAGAUUGAGCUGCAGAAGAGCCUUCUUGAGGUCCUAGAGUCUGAGAGGAUGAUAUUGCUCCAUGAAAAUGCGAGGUUGGGGUACAGAGUGAGUGCGCUGGUGGAGGAGAACCGGGAGCUGGCUUCGGAGUCGGUGUUUAUCAAAAGGAAGGCAGGUGAGUUGGCCCGGUGCAUGAUGAAGAUGAGGGAGGACCAGAGGGUGUUGCUGCUGAGCCGCAAGAUUGAGGACCUUCAGGGGCAGAUUUACGGGUUGGAGAAGCGGAACAAGGAGUACUAUGAGCAGCUCGCAAACAGGGAUCAAGAGGAUGACAAGCUCGAUGCUAAGAAGACGAAUGACAGCCGAGUAACUUUGGAGUCUUGCCUUCCAAUAGGGAAGCUCAAGUUGAGGAAGAAUGGCGACGAGAAUGUUAAGGGCGAUGGUGGGAAGAGGGCGGCCAAGUGGUGGGAGAGGGUGAAGAACAUGGACAUAUUCAUGUGUGGGAUGCAGACAGAUAUUAGCUGAAGUUACUGCAGUCCUUUUGGAAUCUCUUCAGCUUAAGUAAAAGAUGGACCAUAGCAUUAUCAAAAGUUCUAGACUUGCCCGCAGUGAUGUGUUGCUCUUCCUUUUUGUAGAUUGUCUGGAUAGCAGAAACAUCUCGUUUAUAUGUCUCCUCGUAUAGUGUCGAGACUCGGUGGGGAGGACAUCGAGGUUGUCGAAAGUUGUUGAACUUGUGCAAAAGACCAUAUUCAAGAUGUUUAAUGUAUCUCAGUGUAAUAUGAGUAGUAGUUUUGAGGAA